Molecule: messenger RNA, 3256 nt
Organism: Stylophora pistillata
Lineage: Eukaryota; Metazoa; Cnidaria; Anthozoa; Scleractinia; Pocilloporidae
Product: RNA polymerase II subunit A C-terminal domain phosphatase
Cellular component (GO): nucleus
Molecular function (GO): RNA polymerase II CTD heptapeptide repeat phosphatase activity
Source: RefSeq, a predicted model, not a curated record
GCAAAAUGGCGGACAAAAAGACAAGGGAGGUUGUUAUUUCCACGUCUUCGUCUGCAAAGCUGUUACGAUGGCGAGUUUGUCCUGGCUCAGAAGUUAGAGAAGGGAGUGUUCUUUGUUUCUAUGAAAUUGUUGGUGGCGUGGAUCAAACUGGAUCUUUUAUAACUCAGCCGAAACUCAAAUCAGCUUUUACUGGUAAAGUCCGUAAAUUGCUGGUCGCUGAGGGAGAAAUCGUAGCAGCCAGAGCACCAGUCUUGUUGAUAGAUGAAGCAACAGAGUGUGAACAUGGGAUGGUCAUGAAGGAUUUAUGUUGUGACUGUGGUGCUGAUCUCAGAAAACUUAAUGAGGAGAAAGAUGAGCCUUCUUCCCCAACUUUGGCAUCUGUGCCAAUCAUACACAACAUCCCUGAACUAAAAGUGAGCCAAGAGAAAGCAGAAGCUUUGGGCAAAAAGGACAAGGAGCGACUCCUUCAAACUCGCAAAUUGUCCCUUGUAGUGGAUCUGGACCAGACCCUCAUUCACACAACUAUAGAGCUGAUACCUGAGGAUAUGGAGGACGUCCAUCACUUUCAACUGCCUGGUUAUCCUGCAUGGUACCACACCAAGAUCAGGCCAGGAGCUGUGAACUUCCUGAAUAGUGUAUCCAGUCUCUUUGAGCUGCACAUCUUCACCAUGGGUUCUAGAAUGUAUGCACACACUAUUGCUGGAAUGUUGGACCCUGGUGGAAAACUGUUUGCUCACAGAAUUCGCUCAAGGGACGAGUGCUUCAACCCGUUUUCCAAAUCGCGUGACUUGAGGGCACUAUUUCCUAGCGGUGAUAACAUGGUUUGCUUAAUAGAUGAUCGGGAAGAUGUUUGGAAUUUUGCCGCAAACUUGAUUCGCGUUAAACCUUACCAGUUUUUUAAAGGAGUAGGGGAUAUUAAUGCCCCACCUGGGGGAUCUGUUCCAGUCACAGAAGAUAUCAAUCCCCCCGGAAAUCCUGGUGAUCAAAUUGAAACUACGGAGGGUGAUGCGAAAGUCGAAGAGUCGAAUUCUCGGGAGGACAACGAAGGUGAUGUUACUGAGCAGAAGAAAAAUGAUGCAGUGUUUGACGACAAUGGAGAGACUAAACAAAAAGUUGCCAAUGUGGAGACAAAGGAAAUUCACGAAUUAGUUGAAGAUGUGCAAAUUUCCACGGAUAGCAAUGAGCCUGAUGUCGAAGAGAAGGAACAGAGCAAAAUUGAAAAGGCAAAGAUCACUGAAAAAGCAGUUAAAGAAAGAGAGACAUCAUUGAGAGUAGUGGAAAACGGAGGAGGUGAUAGUGCAAGCAAUGAAACUGUAAAAGAUGAGUCAACCGAAAUCCAAACUUCGAGUGAAAAUACGAGAAACGGAAAACACGACACCGAUAGAAAGGCUCAAGAUGAUUCAGAGCAGCAACCAUCUGAUGAAAGUGUUAGCACGUCAAGUAAAACUUUAUUGAAAAGUGAAGGAGACCAAACAAAAAUCAAGAAAUCAAGGCAGCAAGUCUACGAGUUUGGUGAUGGGGACGACGAUUACCUCCUGCACCUGGAAGACAUUUUACGUCGUAUACAUGAUGCAUAUUACAAAACUGUAGAAAGCAUUCAAUCGCAGGCUCCGGAGGAGGUCAAAAACAAUCCUAACAUCGUAAAAUAUUGUACUCCAGGAACAUUGACACCGGAUACCAAGCUGAUAGUGACCGAACUACGCCGAGAUGUACUUCGUGGAGCUAAUGUAGUCUUUACUGGAGUAAUUCCUACAUCGACGAAACAAGAAGACAGUCAACCGUGGCGCGUUGCAUGCGCCCUGGGUGCUAGAGUUAAUAAUGUGAUUAUUACACCCAAAGAUACAAACUGUGAUAGUGACGUAACCACUCACGUGAUCGCGGGUCGGUUAGGGACGGAGAAAUCGUACCGAGCGGUAAAAUCCCGCGGGGUAAAGCUAGUGAAUCCAGGUUGGUUAUUCUGCUGUUUUGAACGAUGGGAGAAGGUGGAUGAGCGUUUAUUUCCAGUCGAAGGCUUGGAGAAAUACAAGCAACAGGUUCGGGAUCAUAGCACACCUCGCGGGACUCCUGGGGAAACUACAGACUCGAGUGCGGUUGAAAAAGUGAUUUUGGACUUGAAUGUUUUUGAUAAGGAAAAUGUGGCCGCCAAAUCAAGAUCUGAUUCGGCAAGUAGUGCAGAUCUUCUUAUGUCUACCUUGAACCCAUUAUUAUCGUUUUCGCCUUCGGAGGUUGAAGCUAUGGACAAAGAAGUGGAGGAUCUUAUGAACGACAGCGACGGGGAAAGCGAUUUGAUAGGAAGUGUGUCAGAAUCGAGCAGUUCUCCUGAUCCCGAAAAAUCAGAAUCAACGAGUAAGCGAAAGCGAGAGAACGAAAGAGACUCCCAGGAGGAUGAGAAUGAGUUGGCAAGCAAGAAAGUGAAACUUGAUGAUGAUGAUGACGACAAACAAGACGAAGGCGAUGAAAAAAUAGAUUGUGAUGAACUUUCGCGCAGCCCUGAUUCUGACGAUCAUUACACUCGCCGCUCUACACCAAGUGACGAUGAAGAUGAUGGUGAUGAUGAUGAUGAUGAUGAUGAUGAUGAUAUGGCGGCUAUGUUAGAUGCGGAGCUGUCUCAUUCGGAAGCCGCAGGUUUCGCCCAUGAAGCAUUUCGCCCAGACCUAAACGCGUUUCGCUCAAACCUAGACCCAGACCAUAAUUGAAAGAACUACGUGCCCAGAUUAGGAAUCUCUGAUCCGACUAGAAUUAUUUCCGACAAGACACGUCGAGAGUCGAGAUUCGUAAGAAAUACUUAAGCUUAUAUACUUUGCCUCGAUUAUUGCCUCGAACCAAACCAGACCAAGCUUUUUAUCCACUGAAGUAAACUCAAACAUAUUUGAUUGUCUGAGUUGACAGCAUCUCCAAGUGAGAAAAAAAAUGCCUGUUGAAGUUGCAAGCACGAACCGAACCGAACCGGCUCAAAUUCAAAAUAGACGACCGAAACUCCAUCCCAGGCUCUUGGCUGUUGCUUGGUAACGAACACGAACGAUUUCUUCUCCUUGCAAGUGCAAAGCGCUAGCAAAGGCAAAAUUUCUUGAAAACAAAAACAUUAUCAGACUGUAAGACAAGUAAGUUAAAUGUUUGAUUUGAAAAAAAAUACAUUCCCUUUUUUUGUGGAUUUAAUUAGCGAUUCACGUUCACUUUAUUUUGUUCUUUCUAUAAAUUGUUUGUGAAACCAUUUUCGUUCUGGGCGAAACGAUAUGGGCGAAACUCGUUACUUCUA